Penicillium manginii is the source of this 795-nucleotide messenger RNA. RefSeq lists its product as uncharacterized. The coding region runs from base 1 to 795 and encodes 264 amino acids. The transcript has a single exon. The record is from RefSeq and is a predicted model, not a curated record. Lineage: Eukaryota; Fungi; Ascomycota; Eurotiomycetes; Eurotiales; Aspergillaceae.
AUGAACGCCAAUACGGCAGUCAUGCAAUGGCUGCGGCAUAGAGAAUAUGCAGGACCCAACUUCGAGAGGGCCCUUGGCGAAAUCGAUAGAAAUUGGAUCACCUUCGUCGAGAUUCGGAAUAUAACCAUGAUCGACUGGGUUGCAGACCCUCUCCAACCAAUCAGUAUCAAAGUCGCUCAUUUGGGCGCCUCCCUUGAAGGCGUCACUCUCAUUUCAGUCAAACAGGGACUAGCCAUGAUCAGAGACCCAAGUCUCAACAUCAGCGAUCUCCUCGGUUGGGGAGGAGAUCUUAUAACAUUCUACGUAGACUGGCAAUACGCUAUGCGUGCUUCGAAAACCCCAAUCUCGGGGUACGGCUUCUGCCUUGACCGGCUAGCGCAGCCGGCAUAUAAAAAGGAAUACAUUCACACUGCCAAGCUGCGCGAUUUGGUGGAGGACGCAGAUGCUUAUAACAUCGGCACCGUACUGAAUAGGCCCGGAAGAAGGACUAUCGUCCAAGAGAUAGAGGAGCUAUUUCGGCCUGGUGGAGGGUAUACAAAUCGCUUUGCUAGGUUUUGGCAAAAGAAACUGGGCGGGUCGGUGGAGACGGCAACUAAGCUAGCGGAUCAUUUGCUUUCAACGAAUGGUGUGUUGGAUGGGAUUGCAAUGGCACGGCGGGAUCUCAUAGUGCAACGGGAGACCUUCCUGAGGAUUGCCCCUCCAAUUACGAGGCCGGAACUACUUAACGGGACUGAGAGGGAGGGCUUUUGUAGGGGGUUUGCGGAGGUGAUGCAGCAGCUUGCUUCGUCUGGGUAG